Rhinolophus ferrumequinum (greater horseshoe bat) is the source of this 2494-nucleotide messenger RNA. It is a transcript of the gene TMX1, whose product is annotated as thioredoxin related transmembrane protein 1. The record is from RefSeq and is a predicted model, not a curated record. The coding region runs from base 94 to 927 and encodes 277 amino acids. NCBI's taxonomy places the organism in Eukaryota, Metazoa, Chordata, Mammalia, Chiroptera, Rhinolophidae. The transcript is spliced from 8 exons.
CAUGAGCAGAUCAUCCCUCCAAGGCGGAAGUGAGGAGCAGCCGCGCGGAGGUGGGGGCCACCGCGCUUGCUGUGGAGUGGGCGAACCGUGGACAUGGCGCCCCCCCGGAACCUCGUAGUUCCCGUGGCAAUGCUGCUGCUGUUGCUUUGGGGGGCUCCCGGGACCCACGGGCGGCGGAGCGACGUGCGCAUCGUCACGGACGAGAACUGGAAAGAGUUGCUGGAAGGAGAGUGGAUGAUAGAAUUUUACGCUCCAUGGUGUCCUGCUUGUCAGAAUCUUCAACCAGAAUGGGAAAGUUUUGCCGAAUGGGGUGAAGAUCUUGAGGUUAAUGUUGCAAAAGUAGAUGUUACAGAGCAGCCAGGGCUGAGUGGACGAUUUAUCAUAACUGCUCUUCCUACUAUUUAUCAUUGUAAAGAUGGUGAAUUUAGGCGUUAUCAGGGCCCAAGGACUAAGAAGGACUUCAUAAACUUUGUAAGUGAAAAAGAAUGGAAGAGUAUUGAACCUGUUUCAUCAUGGUUUGGUCCACGUUCUGUUCUAAUGAGUAGUAUGUCAGCACUCUUUCAGCUAUCUAUGUGGAUCAGGACUUGCCAUAACUAUUUUAUUGAAGACGUUGGAUUACCGGUAUGGGGAUCAUAUACAGUUUUUGCUUUAGCAACUCUGCUUUCAGGACUAUUCUUAGGACUCUGUAUGAUAUUUGUGGCAGAUGUCCUUUGUCCUUCAAAAAGGCGCAGACCACAGCCAUACCCUUUUAAAAAAUUAUUACCAGAAUCUUCUCAACCUUUGAAAAAAGUGGAGGAAGAUCAAGAGGCUGACGAAGAAGAUGUUUCAGAAGAGGAAGCUGAAAGGAAAGAAGGAACAAACAAAGACUUUCCACAGAAUGCCGUAAGACAGCGUUCUGUGGGUCCUUUGGCCACAGAUAAAUCCUAGUUAAGUGUUGUAAAUAUCUUAAUAUGAUUGACAAAAACAGAAGAUGGGUAAUUUCUUUUGGUUUGAAGUGAACUGUGACUUGAACAUUGCAGGAUCCAGUGUCGAUUAGCAUUAGAUGGAACAGCCAAUCUUCAGAAAAGAAGAAUAGCAGUAUGUAAAAAGCUUGAAAUGUGAUUUAACAACAUUAUGGUGGUUUUAAACAGUUCUUUAAUUUUUGAAAAAUCUGGUGCCAACCAAUAACAUUUGUGUAUGUUUGUUUAAUAAUAACCUUUUCAAGUCUGAGUUGAAAAAUUACACUUCCCAAGGACAGCAUUAUUUAAGGAGAUUAGAGAAAAAGAUUUCUCAUUUGAUAAAAUUUUUCUCAGUUUCACUGUGUGAAGAAAAGAACAUAUUUCCCAUAAAUGGGAACUUUGCCCAUUGUCUCAAGAAAUGUAUUUAACUAACAACUCUGGUCCUUUUAGAAAUGUAGUCCAAAAUUUUCUUGUAGUUUUAGAUUAUGCAACUAAUAAAAACUACCUUCUUUUAAUUAGAGUUUUCUACACAUGAUAAUACAGGAUAAGCUACUGAUUUGGGAAGUUUUUAUAAGUCCAUGAUGUUGUCUAGAUUCCUGUAAAGGUUGGUUGCCUUUUUUGUUCCUAUGUUCAGUGUAUGAUUUGUAUUUUUCUUACUUACCAUGGGUUACAUUUUUAAUUUUCCAAGUUGUCUAAUAUCCUAGAAAUGUUUUUUAUGUUUUAAUAUGUAGUAUUUUUUUGUGGUUGUUUCAAACUGAAGUUUACUGAGGGUUCCUUAAAAUUGAAGAGAUGUCUACCUAUUGAAAACCUGGCCACUCAUUUUAGAUUUUACAUCAUUCUUGUUGGACAUAUACUUGGAUUAUUUUUUAUUUUUUGGAUGUGAAGGUGAAUAUUCCUGAUUUUUAUUUGAUUUGGAAGAAGUCUUGGUGUUUUACAUUUUGAAAUUCACAGAAGCUUCAUCUGAUAUGAUAUAAAGUUAGUAUUCUACUCAGGAAAAAACAUCUUUUAUAGUGUAUGUUUUCAGUGUACCUUUGUCUUCAUGUACAGAAAGUUCUUAAUUGAUUUUACAAAGUCAGUGUAUACUUGAUGUAUUAAAAUCAUAACAUUUAUGUUUUUGAGAAGACAGACUUCGCAUCCUCCUAUACUUUCUAUUGUGUGGUAUUUCACAGGUGGGAAUCAUAGGAAUGGGGCAUUUAAUAUGUAAGGAUAUUUAAUAACUCCUUAAAGAGUUAGAACACAGUUUUUAUUUUAUAGCAAAAGUGGGGUGGGUGUGGGGUAGCAAUAGAGAACUGUAUUAGCUACAAGGAGAAAAACCAUAAACCACCUAUCCAUUAUGUAAUAGAUGAUUUCUGUAAUGUCCCAUUUUGUCUAGAUUCUCCUGCUGUAUGAAUUCAUUAGAUUUACAGUUUCAUAAUGUAUAACAGUUUUCUUUGAAUGUCUCUCUUUUAGAAUAUUAAAUAUUCUACCAUUGAAGAGUUUGGAUGUGUAGUAAUUUUGUGAUGCUUUAGAAAAAUAUUCUGAGAACAAAAUAAACUCAGCACUUCACUAAAGCUGAA